AUGAUUUUGAACCUGGAUUCUCUAAAGCUGGCUGGUUCAAUCCCACCUUCAAUUGGAAAUCUCACUUACCUCACCAGAAUCAACCUGGUAAACAUCAGCUUUCGCGGAAAAAUUCCUCAAGAAAUCGGUCGCCUUGUGCAUCUGCAGCAUUUCGAUUUGACAUACAAUUACAUUGGAGGGAAGAUUCCUACAACUGUAACUCACUGUAAAGAGCUAACAACUUUUCAUGUGCAUAACAACAAGCUUAUUGGGUCAGUUCCUGUCCAAGUGAGUUCAUUGUCAAAGCUGGUUAUAUUUAAUAUUGGUGGAAACAAUUUCAGUGGAACAAUCCCAGCUUGGAUAGGGAAUUUCUCUUCUCUGUAUGAUUUAACUCUUGGAAAAAAUAAAUUUCAAAGAAGCAUACCUAAAGAACUAGUUGCUAUGAACAAGCUGCAUGGAAAUCUACCACCAGAUAUUGGCAUUACUAUGCCUAAUCUUGAAAUAUUUGCGGGUGGAGUUAAUAGAUUUAUAGGCCAUAUUCCUAAAUCAUUGUCAAAUAGUUCUAAACUUGAGGUGCUUGAUUUUAUUGAAAAUUAUCUCAAUGGGACACUGCUUGAGAAUGUAGGUAGCUUGCAAAACUUAUACAGACUCAAAUUUGAUAAUAAUAUUCUUGGAAAUGGAAAAUCCUAUGGCCUUUAUUUUCUAAGUUCAUUGGCUAAUUGUUCCGUUUUGGAGGUGUUGGGUCUGGCCUAUGAUAAUUUUGGAGGAAAACUUCCUGAAUCCAUAGCUAACAUUUCAUCUUAUAUGAGUAGAUUAACUCUUGAGGGGGAUUUCUUACACGGAAGUAUUCCAAACGGGAUUGGAAACCUAGUCACCUUGACCAUUCUUCGAUUGGAAUAUAACCACUUAGGAGGUACUAUCCCUGAAGUAAUAGAGAAGUUUCACGAGUUACAAGGACUUGAGUUGGAAGGAAAUAUGUUUUCUGGGUCAAUACCCUUUUCCUUGGGUAACUUAACUUCAUUGAGCGUUCUCUUUUUGGAGGAGAACAAAUUUGAGGGAAGCAUACCUCAAAGUCUUGGAAACUGA
Ziziphus jujuba (common jujube) is the source of this 1065-nucleotide messenger RNA. RefSeq names its product LRR receptor-like serine/threonine-protein kinase EFR. The coding region runs from base 1 to 1065 and encodes 354 amino acids. The transcript is spliced from 2 exons. NCBI's taxonomy places the organism in Eukaryota, Viridiplantae, Streptophyta, Magnoliopsida, Rosales, Rhamnaceae. Gene Ontology annotation, molecular function: protein binding. The record is from RefSeq and is a predicted model, not a curated record.